Oncorhynchus kisutch (coho salmon) is the source of this 1387-nucleotide messenger RNA. RefSeq names its product interleukin-15 receptor subunit alpha. The coding region runs from base 175 to 942 and encodes 255 amino acids. The record is from RefSeq and is a predicted model, not a curated record. Gene Ontology annotation, biological process: interleukin-15-mediated signaling pathway. The transcript is spliced from 8 exons. Lineage: Eukaryota; Metazoa; Chordata; Actinopteri; Salmoniformes; Salmonidae. Gene Ontology annotation, molecular function: interleukin-15 receptor activity.
GAAAGUGCCAAAGUGGGAGCUACACAUGUAACGUGGAUGAAAGGUUUGCGGCGUUAACACAGACCAUAUCAAACGUUCGGAGUGGCAUAUUAUUUUCCUGUGACUUAGUUCAUCAUCAAAGAGACUUGAAAGUGAGUCCUUUAUUUAAACAUUGGAAUAGCAGGCUCCAGGGUCAUGCGGCUGCGUCUCCUUUCCCUCCUUCUUAUCGUCAAAGUGUGUCGACUCAAUACUGUCAGUCCAGACGUGUGCCCACCCCUGUCUCAUUGGAAGCUCACCAAGCCCCUGAACACGAGGGAUAGUUAUCAAGAAAACGAAUCUCUGCGCUACCAGUGUGUGGAUGGCUAUGUGAGGAAGGCGGGAACCUCCAAUCUCAUCAAGUGCAAACGGAUUGGUCAGGUUCUUCAGUGGACACUCCCAACACUGACAUGCAUACCUGACCCAUCCAUUCCAACUACGAUAGAACCUUCAACAACCCACAAGACAACUCAAUUUCCUACAACGCACCUCUCAGUGCCCACAGAGAGAGUUAGCCCAAGACCAACCACUCUCAGUUCACUUUUAUCUCAAACACUGCAUUCGGUCACAGAGACCCAAGAGGUCAUUACAACGGUUACAGUGACAACUACCAUCAUCAGUGACAUCACAUCAGUGCCAGUGGAUAAGUCCAGUGCGGUGACCUCUGUCUCCACGAAGACUGUUUCUCCAUCAGAGAGUUACUGUGUCCCCAACAGAACCCCAACCCCCAGUGAGGAUCCAGGUGGCGAUGAAAGCACUGGGAAGAGUUCUGCUACAGCCAUAUAUGCGGGUGUAGGUGGUGUGAUAGUAACCAUCUUGCUGGUUGCAGUGUUUGGAGUACUAAUGUUUUGGAGAAGGAAACGGAUGCAGCGGUUUGAUCUUUCGCCAACACCAGACGAAAUUAUGCAAAUGAAUGUUGUGACAUGAGCCACACUCCUUAGUGCCCUGACGGACAACCAGCAGCCACUUAGAAAAGACAAAGGUGCAUCAGUCUGAUGGUGGGGGAACAAUGACCUUGGAUUGGAUAAGAACUGGACCAAAAAUUACAGUGGCUUGGACCUGAGUGUCCUCGCGUGGAAAAUUAAAAUAACAAAAGCACCACCCAAAUUGAUUAAUUUAAGACAUAUUGAUUUAUUUAAUUGAUUCAUUAAUAUCCUUAAACUGGCAAAGAUUCUAACUAAUCACAACAGCCCAAAAUCCAUGGGAUUACUUUCUCACUGAAUUCACAAAAGGUGUGUGAUAAACAUGCAACUUUGGAGAACAGUGAAAGUUAGGCCCGACUAACCGGUGCCUGUAUAUAGCCUUGCUACUGUAUAUAGCCUUGCUACUGUAUAUAGCCUCGCUUCUGUAUAUAGCCUCGCUACUGUUAUUA